Messenger RNA from Acanthaster planci (crown-of-thorns starfish), 9937 nucleotides. Its product is annotated as E3 ubiquitin-protein ligase TRIP12-like. Gene Ontology annotation, cellular component: nuclear speck. NCBI's taxonomy places the organism in Eukaryota, Metazoa, Echinodermata, Asteroidea, Valvatida, Acanthasteridae. Gene Ontology annotation, biological process: protein polyubiquitination; DNA damage response; proteasome-mediated ubiquitin-dependent protein catabolic process. Gene Ontology annotation, molecular function: ubiquitin protein ligase activity; zinc ion binding. The record is from RefSeq and is a predicted model, not a curated record.
UAUGCAUUAUUCGAGAGAACGCAUUUUGUGACGAAGCAAGUUUGCCGGUGAAGUUUGGGCUGAACUUAACUCCCGAGAAAAUGAGGACUAAAAUUUCUUUCAAAGUGUUAUUAAGUUUUCUUUGAACAUGAUGAAUAUCUCAGAUUUUUAUUCUAUCAUCCACGAGGGCAACUUCUCGUGCGGGACAGACUGAGGCUGUGCAGAACGACGCAACCGGAAGGGCUCGAGCAGAGGUCAUCUCACGUUCUGCAGGCAGGGGAGGCCGAUUCGUCAAAUAAGGUGGAAAAUUCUGCCGACAAUUUCGGCGUCAUUUCACCCGUUUCUACCACUCGAGAAUCCACUGAAAUCCGCCAUUGUUAGCCAGAGCAUAACCUGUUAGGCUGGGUAUGUCUCCGUCUGGGACCGCCGCCUAUUAUGGCCGACCACAUCCCUAGUCUCCACCAAUCAGGGGGGUCUUCUUAUCAGCACCAACAACAGCGUCGCACGACGAGGCGUGGAGCCACUGCAGCCACCACCACUGCCGCCACAUCUAUCAACCACUACGAAGCUUUGGGGAACGCCCACCCAGCUCCCGCCAACAAGCCAGCCGCCAAGAAAAGUAAUUACAAGGUCACCGGUGAAGCCUCAAAACGCAAGUCUGAGCCCCUGAAUCUUAGCAUCCCUGCCAAGCAACCUGCCCGUGAAAUCCAGGAGGUCAAGCUCAACGCGACCAUCCAGAUUGCCCACUUCAGUCCGACGCUCUCAUCGCCGAGCUUCCUCGCCAAGCACCCAGGCCCCAACGAGAAAAGCUUGCCAGUUGAACUUAACGCCAGCGCCUUUGACAGGCAUCUGACAUUUGAGAGCACAGGCUCCUCAUCCUCCUCGUCAUCCUCUUCUGUGCCAGUCGCUGCCGCUCAGCCACUGCUGAACAACAGCUGCCGAGAGCGGUCCCGAAGCCGGAGCCGUAGCUCGGAGACCAAGCCCGCGAGGGAGGACCAGCACCACCACCACCUCAGAGACGCUGCCGGCACUGUCGGCCUUCCGGACACCGGAAGCGGCAAAAAGAGGAAAGCCAGCAGCUCCUCGGCUGGCUCGUCCGCCAGCGACGCCACCAUUGGGGACAAACACAGCAAGCUACGGCUGCGGGCCGCCCACGACCGGCCGGAAUCGGAGACCGGGGAGGCCAGCCUGCCGGGACUGAGCGAGGAGAUCCCCUUGAUCACCUUCCGGUCUUUGCGCUCGUACUCCAGGGACCACCCCUACCAGUACGAGGCCUUGGACUACUACGCGCCGCGCCGUACGCCAGGCAGGACGAGUACCCAACGCAGGGCUGCCCCACCCUGGGGCGCCGGCACAUCCUCGUCGACUGUUACCUCACCCCCGACGACAUCGUCGUCCAAGUCCGAGACCAGGACACCCACAGGGACCUCUACCGUCACUACAGCUUCUUCUGGGACACCAAGAUCACGUAGUUCUUCAUUGUUUAGUGGACUCAGGUCUGUGGAGAACUCUCCUUCGGAGUUGCCAAGCAGUGCCCACACCCAGCCUUCUACCUCUGGGGUCAGCACCCGCCAGAAAGUAACCCGAGGCCGGGCGUCCUCCACCCCCUCAGCAGGAGUCGAAGAGAAAGGGACAGCCCUACCAGCGACCCUGAAAGGCCCGCUCAAAGGCAGGGCCACCUCAAGUAAAGGCAAGUCAAAGGCCAGGACCUCGUCUCCCAAACCAGACAGCUCCCGGCAGCGUGCCACAGACACCAACACGGGAACCUGCGCCAGCACAAGAAGUAGGCGCAGCUCGGGGAUGAGCAAGCGAGGACAGAGCGGGACCAGCCGAUCAGAUACCUCGUCUGGACGAGACGCCACUGCCGAGGGCACUUCAGCUACUGGUCGCAACGCUAACGAGGACUUGGCCCCAGGGGCCACCGCUGCAGCUUCAGGAUCUGGGGGAGUGGGAGGAGCCCCAGCCUUGGCCCUCGGAGGGGAGGGCGAGUCUGAUGAUUCUGAAGUAGGCAGACUCCAAGCCCUGUUGGAAGCAAGGGGCCUGCCGCCACACCUGUUCAAUGCUCUGGGGCCUCGCAUGCACCAGCUGCUACACAGAAGCAUGGGUACAGGAGCAAGUAGCCGAGCCCACCAGCUCCUGGCCGGCCUACAAGCCAGCGGGGAUGAGAGCCAGCAGCUACAAGCCGUCAUCGAGAUGUGCCAGCUCCUGGUCAUGGGCAACGAGGACACGCUGGGCGGGUUCCCCGUCAAGCAGGUGGUGCCCGCCCUCACCACCCUGCUGGCCAUGGAGCACAACUUUGACAUAAUGAACCACGCCUGCCGAGCUCUCACUUACAUGAUGGAGGCCUUGCCGAGGUCCUCCACCGUUGUCAUGGACGCCAUUCCUGUUUUCCUAGAAAAGCUUCAAGUGAUUCAGUGCAUGGACGUGGCCGAGCAGUCACUGACCGCCUUGGAGAUGCUGUCCAGAAGACACAGCAAGGCCAUCGUACAGGCAGGCGGUCUGGCGUCGUGCCUGCUGUACAUUGAGUUCUUCUCUAUCGCCGCUCAGCGCAAUGCCCUGGCCGUGGCUGCCAACUGCUGCCAGAGCAUCGGCAGUGACGAGUUUGAGCUGGUGACGGAAUCCCUGGUCCUGCUGACGGGCCGACUGCAGCACCAGGACAAGAAGUCGGUGGAGAGCUGCUGCCUGUGCUUUGCCCGCCUGGUGGACAACUUCCAGCACGACGAGAAGCGACUGCAGGAGAUAGCCUCCCACGGCCUGCUGACCAACCUUCAGCAGCUGCUUGUGGUGAGCCCGCCAGUGAUCAGUACCGGCACCUUCAUCAUGGUCAUCCGCAUGCUGUCCCUCAUGUGUUCCAGCUGUCCGCAGAUAGCCGUGCAGCUCCUCAAGCAAAAUAUCGCAGACACCAUCAGCUACCUCCUGAUGGGCUCCUCGGAGCAGGCGAGCCAAGAAAUUGAGCUGAUAGCCAGAAGUCCACAAGAGCUGUACGAGAUCACGUCACUAAUUGGCGAACUGAUGCCUAGGUUGCCCAGCGACGGGAUCUUCUCCAUCAACACCAUGAUCAGGAAGGGCAGUCACCAGGUACCAGACUCCGCCAUCUGGCAGUGGAGAGACGACAGGGGCAUGUGGCACAGCUACACGCGCAUUGACAACCGGAUCAUCGAGGCUGCCCACCAGGCCGGUGAAGACGAAGUCUGCCUGUCCACCAUGGGGCGCACCUACACCAUCGACUUCAACGCCAUGCAGCAGAUCAACGAGGACACGGGCACGGCACGGCCGGUCCAGAGACAGCCUAACCCGGCCUGCUCUGCCUCUUCAUCAGCCAACUCUGCGGCCAUCAAGGAGGAUGCCCGGGCAGCCCUGCUGAAGGAGGACCCGGACCUUGCAGCGCUCUUCAUCAAGGCCCUCUUCGCUGUACUCUAUGAGGUCUACAGCUCCUCGGCUGGACCGGCAGUGAGACAUAAAUGCUUGAAGGCCAUCCUGAGGAUGGUGUUCUUUGCCGAGGCCGACUUGCUCCAAGACGUACUGAAGAACCACGCUGUGUCAAGUCACAUAGCAGCCAUGAUGUCAUCCCAGGACUACAAGGUUGUGGUGGGCGCUCUACAGAUGGCUGAGAUCCUGAUGCAGAAACUCCCUGAAAUCUUCCACGUUUACUUUAGACGAGAAGGGGUUAUGCAUCAGGUCAAGCUGCUGGCCGAGUCCCCCAUCGAGGCAGACUCCUCCCCACCCCUCAAGCCCAAGACCAGUACCCCGAGCACCUCCAGGGAGACGCCCCAGAGCAGAGACCCAGGCAGUGCCGACGUGGGGGCCGACUUUGACACACCUCCACAAGGGAGACUGAGUGACGUCCUGAAAUGGAAGCGGCCGCCCAAGCGGGCGGUGGGCCGCAAGAGCAAGUACGCCAGCAACGAUGACAGCAGCAGCGGUGGCGGCGCCUCGCCGUCCCCGUUUGAUGUCCUGGAGGCCCACCACACUCGGCUGAGCAGUAUGAUGGCCAGCGGAGCCGGUAAAGCCACGCCCACGGGCCGGCCCUCAGCCGCGGCCAAAGGGAAGGCCGCCAUGGGUAAGAAUUCGGGGGCCAGCCAGCGUUCGUCAUUCCUCUCCUCUCUCAACCCGUCCCGCUGGGGGCGCUCCAACAGCAGCGGUAAUGGUGCGGCUGCCGUUGUCCCGCCGCCCACCGGCAACUCUAACUCUUCGGGCCCGGCCGCUUCCCUGGACAAGACACCUUCCUCCCAGGACUCGCUGAGCCUGCACCGGGCCGCCUCGCACCACAGCGCGCACCACCACCACCAUCAUCACCACCACCACCACCACCACGCUGAGGCUCGGGCCUUUGGACUGGACGGAGCGGCCUCCAUGCACCUGGCUGCGGUGGGCAGCGGCGGCGGCGGUGCUGGUGCGAGCAGCGCCAGCCAGAAGGAGAAGAUCAAGCAGUGGAUCAAAGAGCAAGCCAGCAAGUUCAUCAACCAGUACUUUGGAGAGGAGAUGCAGGGGGAGAGCCACCCGGCCCUGGGCAUGCUGAACAAACUCUGCGUGGCAGUGGACCGAUUGCUCCUGGAGAAAGAGCAGGGGGUCGACUGCCUGCAGGACAUCGCCAACAUCCUGACCAACUCGGACGUCUCGCCGUUCGAGAUCCUGCACAGUGGUCUGGUCAGCCGGCUGCUCAACUUCCUGACAUCCAACAGCGGCAGGGAAGUCUUGGACCGCUACACCAGGCUCAAGCGAUUCCUGCAUGUGUUCCUUCACUGUCCGCUGCCAGACACAGCCCCCAUCCGGGCUCUGGACCACCUGGUCACCCCUCCCUUCGUGGCCCUGGUCGGCAAAAUCAACGGCUGCAUCAACCACCUGGAGCAGUUCCCGGUCAAAGUUCACGACCUGCCCGGAGGCAGCAGCUCCGGGACCCGCGGCUCGCAGGCCCUCAAGUUCUUCAACACGCACCAGCUGAAGUGCCAGCUGCAGCGUCACCCAGAGUGCACCACCCUCAGGCAGUGGAGGGGCGGGCCCGUCAAGAUAGACCCCCUGGCCCUAGUCCAAGCCAUUGAGAGGUACCUGGUUGUGAGAGGCUACGGUCGAUUGAGACAGGAGGACGAGGACAGUGAUGAUGAUGCCUCAGAUGAUGACAUCGAUGAAUCGCUGGCCGCGGCCUUCUCCAGCUCCAACAUGAACAUCAAGCACAAGCUGGAGUUUGUGGUCAACGACCGCACCCUGCCUUACAACAUGACCGUCUACCAGGCCGUCAAGCAGUUCGGCGGCAGCUCGGCCGAGGAGGACCGGGACACGGAUGACGAGAGCAACCCACUGGGCCGGGCCGGCAUCUGGAUCAAGACGCACGUCAUAUGGUACCGCCCGGCCAGCGAGAGCGGCCCCGAGGCGGCCCAGGGCACUCCAAAGUCGGCCACCAGCAGCACCAGCAACGCCAGCGGCGGCAGUGCCGGCGGUAGCACCAGCGGCAGCAGCGGGGGCGGGAGCGCCACCAAGCGAGGGAAAGGGGCGGGCGCCAGCAAGGCGGCCAGCAAGGCCAGGAAACACGAUGAACUCUGGCUAGACGGUAUAUGCCCGGCCCCCGUCUCCUCGCUCGAGCUCUACCUCACACCCAAGUUGCCUGGAGGGGUGGUGAUUGACGACCCGUCGGUGGAGGCCAUAUCAUUGAUACGCGUUCUCUAUGGACUCUGCAAACACUGGAACUGCCUAUACGAGGGAGCUGGACCCCAGCCUGCCCUCAGCCCAGCUGAGCUGACCAACAGCAAGCUGACAGCCAAAGCGGCCAGACAGCUCCAGGAUCCGCUGGUCAUCAUGACGGGCAACCUGCCGUCCUGGCUGAACGCAGUGGCCAGAGCAUGCCCCUUCCUGUUGCCCUUUGACACGCGACAGAUGCUGUUCUACGCCACCGCGUUUGACCGCGACCGGGCCAUGCAGCGGCUGCAGGAGAACAACCCAGACAUGAACACGUCGGAUGCCAACGAGAGGGUGGCUCCCAGGCUGGACAGGAGAAAGCGAACGGUUUCCAGAGAUGACCUCCUGAAGCAGGCCGAGACAGUGAUGGACGACCUAGCCGGUUCCAGAGCCAUUCUGGAGAUCCAGUACAACAACGAGGUUGGCACAGGCCUGGGUCCGACGCUGGAAUUCUAUGCCCUGGUGUCUCAGGAGCUCCAGAGAGCCGACCUGGACAUGUGGCGGGGUGAACACGUGGUGCUACCCGAAGCCAAGGGUGCACAAGCCGGGGUGAAGUAUGUCCACUCCACCCACGGCCUGUUCCCCGCGCCGCUCAGCCGCAGCACCAAGAGCCAGACUGUCAACAAGAUCAAGGCUAAGUUCCGAUUCCUGGGCAAGUUCAUGGCCAAGGCGCUCAUGGAUUCAAGAAUGAUCGACAUUCCGCUGAGCCUCCCCUUCUUCAAGUGGCUGCUGGGCCAGUCGGAUUCGCUCAACUCCCACGACCUGCAGUACAUUGACCCAGUCCUGGCUCGCUCCUUCCACCAGCUGGAAGAGCUCAUGCAGCAGAAGAAGAAACUGUUGGAGGACAGCUCACAUACCCCGGCCAGCCUGCAGCUGGCUCUGGACAGCCUGACCAUCGACGGCAGUGCCGUGGAGGACCUGGGGCUGGACUUCACCCUGCCGGGCUACGGCAACAUCGAGCUGAAGAAAGGCGGCAAGGACACUGUGGUCUCCAUACACAACCUGGAGGAGUAUCUCAAGCUUGUGACUCACUGGACUCUGGUGGAAGGGGUGUCCAGGCAAUUCGAGGCCCUGAGGGACGGUUUUCAGUCGGUCUUCCCGCUGUCAAAUCUGCUGAGCUUCUACCCAGAAGAGAUGGAUCAGAUGUUCUGCGGAAACAGCAGUGAGCCCUGGGACAUCAAGACUCUGAUAGAAUGCUGUCGUCCCGACCACGGCUACACUCACGACAGCACUGCUGUGAAGUUCCUCUUUGAGAUCAUGGCAUCGUAUGAUCCACAGCAGCAAAGACAAUUUCUGCAGUUUGUCACCGGCAGCCCCAGGCUACCAGUCGGGGGUUUUAAGGCCCUGACUCCGCCCCUGACCAUAGUCCGCAAGACCUUCGAGACCUCAGAGAAUCCCGACCACUUCCUGCCGUCCGUCAUGACCUGCGUCAACUACCUGAAGCUCCCGGACUACAGCUCGCUGGAGAUCAUGCAGUUCAAGCUGCGGCUGGCCGCCGAGGAGGGCCAGCUGUCUUUCCACCUGUCGUAAAGAGGCUGCCGCGGCUUGGACGGCAGAGACUCUGACCAGGAUUUGGCUGGUGGGAGGUGCAGGGAAGAACAGGGGCACAGAGGCAGUGACUGCCUCGACGAUCGUGCUGCCGCGCUGAAGGAUGAACUUGUCCCUUGACAUCUUGUUUACCAGAAUGCAGGUGGAUCUCUGCUCAUCUGGAGUUACAAUGCAGUACAGCUUGGUCAGAUACAACAAGCCAAACCAACAGAGGACGAAAACUGAGAAGUAAAAUGAUGCUGACAUAUCUGCCGUUCUUGGAAUUAUUUUUUUUUUUAUUUGGUUAAUCUAUAUGCUAUAUGGAUGUAGAGGAAACUGAGAUACAUAUUUGCCACUCGUGGAGAGCUUGUACAAAAAAAAAAGAGUAUGCUCUGUUUCAGAUGUGACUUCUUUGUUGAAUCGGAAGGAUUCUUUUCAUUUGACCAAUGCAAAGAGUUUGGAACUUGGGGAAAAAAACAUUCGUACAUGCUUGCAUGAUGCCUCGUGACAGAUUUCUGAAACUGGUGCCACACAGGUGCAAGGUAAUCAGAUGCUGUUAGGUAUGAGCGUUGGUCUUGUAAGCGGUUGACUGUCCUCAAGAAUCCUGCAGUAGAGUGUAUGAUCGACAUACCAUGAAGGCCGCGAGUAAAUAUAUACAUAUAUCUUACCCUAGAAAUCCAGCAGCUACAGAACGAGUUCCAAGCGAAUGCGAAUCUUUUCUGAAGACCUUGCAACCCAGUGUUCUCAUGGAGAAUACUUUGGAUUGAUAUCACAGAAGAGAUUGGUUAAUCAAAGGUUUUCACCAGUCAGUGUAGUUUGAGAUUCCCGAGUGGAAGUAUCAGCCGAGCAUGUAGAGUGUGAGCAUCGUGUGUGACGUGAUAGGAUCCCUAAUGAUGGGAAAGGGUGGAACUUGUCUUUUUGCCUUCCCACUCGGAAGCCUUGUCACAGAUGCCAAGGUGCCCUGAGAAACCAUUUGGAGGCCUGGAAGCAGAUUUCUUCACAAUCGGUGAGCAGACCAAGCCUCCAAAAUGCAGCCCCACCACUGCCAAAAGCACUCCUUGCGUGAAGAACUGAAUAACCGUCGAUGACCAGAUGCAUUGCUUCCGCGACAGAGCUUGUCGCUGAAGUGUGAUCGGCCAUGCUUUCAGGAAGCCUCACCACUGACCGUAUGCCCCACCAGUCUCCCAAGGAAGAUCUUCUUCCCAAGAUGUCAGGCCACCACCACCCAUGCCUCUGCCAGGAAGCUUGUUUGACUGGACCAAGCAAAGCGGUUCACUCUCCUCCCAGUGAAGAUACCCCCAUUCACACUGGGAGCAGCCGCCAAAAUGUCCAAGACAAGUUGGCGGCAGUGCACUGGCGAACCAGUUGGUUGUCGUAAACUUGUUCAGCAUCAACAGGCCAGAAAAACUGUGCAUAGUGUCCACUGCAGGAGUGAGGGUUAGUAGGUAAUCACCACUCUAAUGACAGACUUUUGAACCAGUGGCAUCUAAGAGAUACGUGUUUGCACGUUUGUAUGGCACCCCCUCAGGAGCUUAAAAGUGUACAUGCACGCCCAAAAGGCAAGAAUUAGAUACAGAGGUAUGAGGGCGUGCCUCUGGGUGUAUGAGAAACGGGGUGUGGCAAAAAAGUUACACUUGAUUUACCUGUUGUAGUACUUGAAGUAGUUGAGGCUUAUUGAGAAAAAACCAGCAGCAGCUCUGUCCAGUAGAGGCUUUGCAUGAUAGCCAUCUUGCAGGGCAGCUGUUUUGUUCCACAGAAAGCCUCCUUUGUGCAUAUCCUGUUGAACAAUAGCAUUGGCCUACAAGAUGGCAGCUGUGCAAACCCUCUGUUGUUGUCAGUAUAACUGUAACAGUCUGUUGAAGGUAUUCCUGGAGCAUCAGCCCAACAAAGUAGUGUCACUAGUAAUGGACGGAUUUCUUCCCUCCUCCCAACAAGGUUGAUUUUCAUAAUGGAAAAAGUUGGCUCAGCCAGAUGCAUGCCACCGGUCCCUAUUCAAAUUGUAUAAUUGCCCAUGGCAUGUAGAUCGGCAAUGAUCACAUGGCCACAAGGCAUCAGUUCAACCAUGUCACCCUGCCAGACCCUUCAAAUUCCUCCGCAAGAUCUGUUGGGGGACCCUGAGGGAUCAAAGAAGGCAGGGGUCCACCCCUGUAGCUUCCGCUGGGCACAUUGUACUUCGUGAAUGUUGAAAGGACCUGUGUUUCCUUGCAUAGUUGAGGUUCCUGGGGAUUUUUUUUUGGCAAGAGCGACCAGGGAAUUGGUUAAAUCAGUCAUUGUAGUUUUAUUGCUAAAAACUUACGUUAUACCCUCUUCCUCCCUAGAUAACCUCAAUCACUUAUAUUGCCAUCUGGGCGUUGAUUUGACAGAAGAUGCCGUUUUGCAUCCCGUUUCACUUCGCAAAUUGCAAGUCGCUGAAAAAAAAAUGGGUCAGUGUUAAGGACACAACCUUUAACUGGAGUGACACGUUUCGAUGUGAUCACCCUUUUUUGCAUCGUCGGUAAUUGCACAGAGUAGAUGCCCCCUGGCUAUCCAUGACUUAAUUGCUUAUAAUUGGUCUCCUUCACAGAGGCCUUUUUGGGGAAAAUGAGUCCAAAAUCGUAAACUUUUGCGUAGCACGUUGCUUUGAAUAAUAGGAAAAAGGGCAGAGUCGUAGGAGGUUAGCUUCGAGGGCCGUAGCUUCUAAUGUUUCCAUUUUGUUGUUUUGUUCCUUGAGCACCGUUUGUGAAUUUCAAUAAUAAAAUUGCUACAUGUUAACCGCCCAGAA